AUGGAGAUCCAGAGCCCGUUUCAGAUCGUCUGGGACAAAACUCCGUACUCCUCCUUCUCUGAUUAUAUUUUUGCCAAAAUCACCGCGCAUGGCAGCAAUUUGGCCAUUGUGAGUUUGUAUGAAUAGGUUUUCAGCUUUUGUAAGAACUGCCGCCCCGGAAAGGGCAAAAGUUGUGCGAUUAGGGCUAAGAUUUUGAUUUUGAUUAAGUAGGCCUUUUAAAUUUCAUAAAAUCUACUUUCCUCCAAGCACGCUUAGCAAACGUUUUCGAACAAACUAUAUACUCAGAAGUUAAUUCUUUUUUUUUGUCUAAUAAAAUGACGCGGAAUUAACGUGAGGCCUCAAUUGGCUCUGAAUAGGAAAGGGGAAUUUUUCGUUUCUUGGAGAUUGUUAAUUUUGGUGUAUUUCAGAACUCGAAAUACAUCAAAAUAUUAUCCUCGUAAUGAAUUAUGAUAAGAAGAAAGUCGACAGAAACCAAAGUGUUAGAAACGUAAAUUGCGCUAAAGGUAUAUCAAACGCAAGAACAACACAGCAUGCGAUUUUGCGACCCUUCACCUUGAAUCGAAAAUAAGACAGCCUUAAAGAAAAUGUCUUUCAAGUUUUUCAUUAGGCGACAUGUGAAUAAAAUUGUAGUUUGAGUGAGAAUUUCGAAAAAUUUCUUUUACAGAAAAAUGUUUUCCAAGCAACUUCCUCGAUAUUUCAGGUAGACGUCGACACGGGAAAACAAUGGAGAUAUUCAGAAAUCAGGAGCUGGAGCGAGAUGUGUGCAGCAAGACUCAGAGAGAUUCAAGUUAAAUUUUGUUUUUAUUUUUUCAAUUUGCAAAAAUUUCAAGGUAACGCCAUCAAGCCGUGUCGCAGUGAUAACCGGAACUACAGGUUUUUAGGAAUUUAGGAAAUUUUUGCAGUUUCUUUUUUAGGACAAGCGAUUUUCGUCCAUCUUGCUUGCUCUUUAAUUGGGUGCGCAGCUGUCGCCGUCAACGGCUGGAGUACAGUUGGUUCGAAUUACUUCCUUUUCUUUCAAAGUGAAAUAAAACCUUGCAGAUGAAGUUUGGACGCUCGUUGAUCUUUCAGAAUCGACACACUUGAUUGUGGAGCCUCAAUUUUCUCAAAAGGUAGGGCUUUGGUCUAUUCAUUUCGAUUUGGAGAUUUAUCGCUAGAUAGACAGCUUUUUUAUCGCUAAAACUGCUUUUCUCUGAUGAAAAUCUCGUCACUAGAGAUUUUGGUAGCCGCUUCCAAAAAUUUGACGAAAAGAGGCUUGAACACGUUUCACGUCCUCAUGAAGUUCAAAGACAAGAAACCUCUCAAGCUGGAGUUUUUUUUUGUAAGUCCUGACGCAAACUCAGAGAGACAAACAAAAAAAUAAAACACAAGGUCCUUUGCAAAUUUUUUUUUCCUUUCUCCUAAUUAGAAAUUUCUUUAAUAUCGAUUCGGCCGAGUUUCAUCAAAAAUUAACCGGUCACCUGAAAUGAAUUCUUUGUAUAGGCUGUUACAAGGAGUUUUUUCUUCAAAAACAAUUUUUGAUUUUAUUCAAAAGUUCACCGAAUUUAGAGCAUUUUUCUUCAGAACCUUCGAAAAAAAACUAAAUAAAAUUUCAGGCAGACGAUGUCCGUCGGAAGGCUCAAAUGCGAGGCGGAGGACGAAUCAAGCACGUCAAACACUUGGAUGAUGUCCUGACCUCGAAACCCAUCACAGAUGAACUCAAGAAAAAGUCAAAAAUUCUCCACUGAAAAAGUAAAAUUUGACAAAUUCAGAAACCCUCUGGUCAAGGAGACGUCUUCAAACAAAAUAAUGUAAGUUUUGCUUUUUCAUUUUUUUCUUUUUGAAUUUGAAAAUUACAGCGUUAGCCAACCUCUAGGAGAACCAGAAAUCACCAUCGACCUCAACUCACCACUGUCGGAAGUUCGUGAGAUUUUGAAACAGAAAUGUCAUUUUUAUGGCAAAGGAGCUGCCGCAUGGAGAAGUCCCAUCUGACGAAGGUUGUGGUCAAAACACGAUGAUGAUAUUUUUCACCAGUGGUACGACUGGUUUGCCGAAGGUUUUUGUUACCAAUUAUUCAAUUUUUUUCCGCAAAAAAAGUUUUAGGCGGCCGAAUUGACCCAUCGAUCGAUUGUGAUCAAUCUCCAGCAAAUUAAUCAGCCUUUAUAUGGCCCAGUUACUCAAAAGGAGCGUUUUUUGCUUCCCUUGUCUAUUUCUCACAUUUUUGGAUUUAUAUCAGCGUAUUACGCUUUAAUCAAUGGCGCCUCACUUUAUUUAGUUUCCAAGGUCACUCCGAAGUCGUUCAUGGAAACUUUGACUUCAAAUCAGGUUCGCUUCAUUUUUAUUUCCGUGGGACGUAUUUAGAAUAGAUCAUUGCGUUGAGGUCGUGCGGCGGUUGGAAUCUCGAAUCCUCACUAAAAGUAUUACCAGCCUUGAUAUUUCUGAAACUUUUUGAAGUACUUUAAAACUUGGUUCUCUCAAAAAAUCAAAAACCUUCAGAGGAGAGUUUAAAAUAGUCGUUCUUAAUAAUGAUUCUGGGCCGUAGGAAAUUCCCAAUGCGGCAAAAUUAAUUCGAGUUAAUGUCAAAUCAAUAAAUUGAGUUGCAUUUUAUAGAUAAACGUGAUUCAUAUAAAUCCUGGAAUUGUUCAUUGGAUGGCCAUGGAUCCCGUGAUUGAAGAUUAUCGUGCUCCUCACCUGAGGAGUAUUCUGUGCGCUGGAGCACCAAUCGACUCUAAUUUGGCCAAAAUUGUCAGAGACAAGUUGAAGAUCAAGGAUUUCCGACAAGGUUUGCUUUUUUGAGAAAGCUUGAACUUGAUAGUUCUUUAUGAGUUUAUCAUGAUUAAAAGCCAUUUCCAGCUUCUUUUCGAGUAAUACAAGACUUCUGUGUUUUUUCAAAGCAUAUAGGACACGUUAUCAAGCAUUCUAUAGCAGAAAAUGAAUCACUUCUCAAAAACCUUCUCUUACAGCAUAUGGUAUGACCGAGCUCGGAGGAAUUUGCACCAUGUCGCCCUAUGAAUCCGAAAAAAUCGAAUCAGUUGGAAGCCCACUUGCAGGAAUGCUUUUUAAAGUUAGUAGAAGCUCAGAAAUCUCAUUCAUUUGAAUUCUUCAAGGUAGUCAAUUGGGAGACCAAACAACUUUGCGGUCCACGACAGCCUGGCCAAAUCAUCGUCAUGGGUCCUCAAGUGAUCCCGAGCUAUUACAAAAAUCCGAAAGCGACUUCUGAGCUUCUGGAUCUCACCGGAUUUGUUAGGACAGGUAAAGUUUCGAGAAUUGAUAUCGAAGAUUAAAGUGGGGAAUUAUAGGAGAUGCGGGUUUUUACGAUGAACUCGGGAGGAUUUACGUUUUAGAUCGGAUCAAGGACAUUGUCAAGUACAAAGGAGCUCUGGUGAGCUUUUUUUGUGAGAAAGGAAUAGCAAAAUAUGUUCUUUUUUUUCCAUGUGGUUCAAAAAGAGUCAAAAAUUCAUAAACUUGAAAAAUUAAGUUUUUUUGUUGGUUCUUCUUUUUUCCUUUAUAGACUCCCCUGUACUUUUUUCUUCGCUAUCUGAGGUUUUUUUUUAUCUAUCCGACCUCAAAGGCUUCUAAUUGGUCUCUUUUUCCUGAUAAUUAGCAUAUGGACCUCUCUAUUUUUAAUGGAAAACCCUUCUGAACUUAGACAAACAUUUUUCUGAAAACUUCAACUCACCUCAGUUUUUUUAUUUAGAAAAAAAUUGAAAUUGCUUCAUCUCACUGAAAUCGAUGUUUUUUUGCUUAGAUUUGCCCCUCUGAAGUUGAACUGGUCCUUCGAGCUCAUCCGGGAAUCGACGACUGCGCCGUGGUCGGAAGACAAGAUCAUGUCGCCGGAGAAGUAUUAUCAUUUUUUAGAGAUCCAAUUUCAUUAAUUUUCCAGGUACCUGCAGCUUUUGUAGUCAAGAACCACUCUCACCCAUUGCUAGCUUCGGCGGAAGUUCGUCAAUAUGUCUCAGGUAAUAUUUUCCCUUUUCCUGACUUUCUUGGAAUCUUUCACUUUCAGGAAAGAUCUCGACCUUCAAAGAGCUUCGAGGUGGUGUCUUCUUCAUCUCAGAAGUUCCACGAAGCACCUGUGGUAAAAUUCUUCGCAGGAGUCUGAGAGGGUUCUGGGACCGGGAGAGGACCAACUCAAAGGUUUCUUUCAUAAUCUGAUUUUCACGAAUUUUUCACUAAAGGUGGAGACUCUACUAACGAAAGAUGCCCUGAAGACGUCCGUAGUUUCUUCAAAACCAGUGGCCGGGAAGAAAAUCAACGGAGUCACGGCUUCUCCAAAACGCGUCUUGUCCACUGCGACCCCCCUUAACAAAGUGACCAAAAAGUAA
Caenorhabditis auriculariae is the source of this 4301-nucleotide messenger RNA. The record is from the annotation of a GenBank genome assembly. NCBI's taxonomy places the organism in Eukaryota, Metazoa, Nematoda, Chromadorea, Rhabditida, Rhabditidae.